Messenger RNA from Microplitis demolitor, 2317 nucleotides. It is a transcript of the gene Taf5, whose product is annotated as transcription initiation factor TFIID subunit 5. The transcript has 9 exons. Gene Ontology annotation, molecular function: RNA polymerase II general transcription initiation factor activity; protein binding. Gene Ontology annotation, biological process: transcription initiation at RNA polymerase II promoter. The coding region runs from base 205 to 2166 and encodes 653 amino acids. The record is from RefSeq and is a predicted model, not a curated record. Gene Ontology annotation, cellular component: transcription factor TFIID complex. NCBI's taxonomy places the organism in Eukaryota, Metazoa, Arthropoda, Insecta, Hymenoptera, Braconidae.
UUGUACACAACAUAAAGUAAAACAUUAACCUAAAAUAUUAGUGAUAAUUUUUCUCUUGCAGUGUAAAAGUUGUGAACAAUUUUUAAAUUUUAUUUAUACACACAAAUAACUUUUUAUUAAUUAAAUCAAUAAUAAUAAUAAUAUUAAUUUAUUGAAAUAUAAAAUUUAAUUGUAAAGUAAUUAAUUAUUUUAAAAUAAUUUAAAAUGGAAGAGGAUAAAAGUACUAUGUUAGCUGUCCUUCAAUUACUAAGGAAAUAUAAACUAAAAGAAACUGAAGAAUUAUUUAAAAAAGAAGCCAAUUUAACAAACAUUCCAACUGAUGAAAAUCAACAAACAGAUUCAGAAGUAAAUAGUGUACUGGCAGCUUAUAAAAGUGAAGGAGAUCCAGCAUUAUAUGAGAAAGCGUAUGCUGAAUUGAAAAAAUUUGUCGAGAAUUCGCUAGAUAUUUAUAAGCAUGAACUUGGAACAAUUUUAUAUCCAGUUCUCGUUCAUAUGUACCUGGAAUUAGUUUACAACAAUCACUCAGAGCAGGCUAAGCAACUGAUGGAUAAAUUUGGUUCAAAUCUCGACGAUCAUCAUCAGAGUGAUCUAAAACGGCUCUCUACUGUCACCAAACGUGAACAAAUGGCGGGAAAUGAAUUCACAGAUACAUUCAAAUCCAAUCAAUUUAUCAUACGAAUAUCACGUGAUACUUUGUCGAUAUUAAAACGUCAUUUACAAGAAAAGAAACACAGCGUGCUGUUAAAUAUUAUACAAGAACAUCUUUAUUUUGAUAUGUACGAAGGUGUUGCUCGGAAUAAACAACAAAUCGACGCUACUUCCGGUGCAACACUUGGAGAAGCAACUAGACAAGAUAACAAAGCAAAAGUAUAUUACGGUCUAUUAAAAGAACCAGAUAUCCAAUACGUCGCGCCAGCAGACGAAGAAGAAGACGAAGCGAACCCCGGAGCUGAAGGUGAUAAACCAAAAAAGAAAAAAGCAAAAAAAGAUCCUCUUUUUUCGAAAAAAACUAAAUCCGACCCCAACGCGCCGCCAGUUGGUCGCAUGUUUUUGCCAAACUUAAAAGAUGCCGAUAAAUUGGAAAAAGUAAAAGCGCUUCGCGAAGCGUCGAAACGCAUAACUCUGGGACCUGAAUCACUGCCGUCAAUAUGUUUCUACACUCUGCUGAAUGCAGUACACACAGUAACGUCCGCUGAAAUAUCCGAGGACUCGAGUUUGCUGGCAGUUGGGUUCAGUGAUUCGACUUUGAAAGUGUGGAGUCUCGUGCCUCAGAAACUGCGGGCCAUGAAAUCAGCCGAUGCACUGGCAGACAUCGAGCGCGAGGCUGAAGAUGUCCUGGUCAGAAUGAUGGACGAACGUACCGCCGAGACUGUAAAGCUUCUUCAUGGCCACAGUGGUCCGAUUUACAGUCUCACGUUUAGUCCAGACCGUAAUUUAUUACUUUCGUGCUCUGAAGAUGCCACAAUACGUUUAUGGUCACUACACACAUGGACAUGUGUAGUUUGUUACAAAGGCCAUUUAUUUCCCGUGUGGUCAGUACGUUUUUCACCACACGGUUAUUAUUUUGCAACUGGGUCUCAUGACAAAACUGCCAGACUAUGGGUCACUGACUCACAUCAACCGUUGCGUAUUUUUGCUGGUCAUUAUUCUGAUGUUGAUGUCGUACAGUUUCAUCCGAAUUCAAAUUACAUUGCAAGUGGAUCAAGUGACAUGACCGUGAGAUUAUGGGACUGUGUCAAUGGUGCCCAAGUGAGACUGAUGACUGGACACAAGGCUCCUAUUUACGCACUAUCAUUUUCUACUGAAGGAAGAUUUUUAGCAUCCGCUGGUGCUGAUAAUCGGGUACUAGUUUGGGAUCUAGCGCAUGGUCAUCUUGUUGCUGCCUUGUCUGGACAUACGAGUACUAUACACUGUCUGUCAUUUAGUCGUGAUGGAAAUAUAUUAACUUCCGCUUCAUUGGACUGUACGAUUAAACUAUGGGACUUCACAAAAUUAGCUGAGGAAAUGAUUCUCGAGGACGUGAACGUCACCCAUAAUCCGGCCGUAAAAUCAGCGUCCGAGUCGUACUUGCUUCGAACAUUCCCCACUAAAAAUUCGCCCAUACUUGCGCUGCAUUAUACGCGGCGAAAUUUAUUGUUAAGUGUGGGAAUGUUCGAAGCACAGUAAAUUAAUAAAACAAUUCUUGAAUAGGUUUUUUUAUUAUUAAUUAUUAAUAGAUAUUUAAUAUUAGGAAAUAAAUGUUAAAAGAUUUUCUAUCAUUAUUUUUAUGUGACAAAUAUGACUAAGUGUGUAUAUAAUAAACUUUCAUUGCAAUAUA